CUCACUCUCUGUCUCUCUCUGGAUUUGGUGAGUUCGAUCGAGCCCUAGGCGAUCGAGCUGCAUUGUGAUCCGAAGGAGUCUUUUAGUUGCACGUUUCUGUAAGUAUCGUUGCCCCAUCACGCCUUGGAGCCUCGUCAGCGGCAGUCUCCUCCGCCCUCGCUUGCUCGCCAAGCGCUAGAUCCGGAGUUUGGUGAAGGCGACGGUUGAGCUGCGUGCCCUUUUUGUUUGCCCCUACGCACGCGCACUCUCUUCUUCGUCCUUGCUUUGUUUAUGCCAGUGUAUUCUCUGAGCUUAGGUUGAUGGUUGGAACAAAUCUCAAGCGGCUGGGACUUUUCCAGGAAAAGGAUCGAGUUUUUUCCAGUUGACUGAUUUCUUUGACUAUUCUAGGGGUGCAGUUCAUGGUCUUGUACGAAUUGAUUCAAGGGAGCAAUUAGGAAGAAGAAGAAAGGCAUUUUUUUUAUUCACCUGAUAUUUAGUGAUUCAGGAAAAUGUCGCGGAUUCCUAAAUGGAAGAUUGAAAAGAGAAAAGUGAAAGUCGUCUUCCGCCUACAGUUACAUGCAACACAUUUACUCUCUGCCUUUCCCUAGGGUUUUUUUUUCUCUUUAUUGUUUCUUUCAAUGAAUUUACUAGCUGGUCAAAUGAAACUUUAUUUAUUUGAAUCUUUUGUAUAUGCUUAUUUUAAUUUGAUGAUACUUUAUCUUUAUCCUGUUUUGCAUUCCAUUUUCUUUUGUUGAUUCCUUGCUUAAAGAGAUUUGCUUCCUAAAGUUUAUAUGGCAAUGCCCUUCACAACAUUGCAGACUAUGGUGAUAUACUAUAAAAAAUUAUUAGUUUUCCAUAAGUGAUAGCAUAGUUCUUGUUGGUUUCUUCAGCUUGUGUUUGUUUCUAUAUUCAUGUUGGAGCUUAUCAGACAUUGCAAUGAUAUAUAAUUGCACAAUAUUAAAUUAAAAUCUCUCUUUGACUGUCUUUUGCUCAACUGUCUCUCUAUCGCCUCUAAAGGAAUUUGUUGCCGUAUGAUAAAGUCCAAAGGAGAAUCAAUAUAACAGCAAAAACUAGUUAUGGUUUUGUACAUUGUUUUCAAUAUAUCUAGAUUUCUAGGGAAAUUGUGGUCAAUUUAGUUGCAAUAUUUCAUUUCCUCUUUAUCUGGUAAAAUGCCUAUAAGUUAUUAUUUGCAGUUUCAUUAAAUUCUCAUAUUAUGGAAUAUUGUUCAACUCAUGAUCUGCAGCUGUUUUCCAUGUUUAGUUUGAUGUCAGUUGUAGAGUAUCUAAUGAUUGAAGCAAGUGCAUUUUAAGACUAACAAGUUACUUAUACUCCAGUUAACCUGAUAUUAGUGCUGAUACUGGCAGCAAUAUACUUGCUCUGGACAAUUAUAUUACACCUGUUGCAAGUAAUAAUGAGCAUGUUUAGGUGACAUAAGAGAGAUUUUCUUUUUUAGAAACUUAAGAUCUUAGAGAAUUAUCUCUGCUUGUUUCAGAUUCCACAACAAGGGUGGGACAAGUUGUUUAUAUCUCUUAUCCCCAGGGUGGGACAAGUUGUUUAUAUCUCUUAUCCCCAUCGGUGUGGGCAAAACAACUGUGAAAACAAAUAAAGUAAAUGUCAGAAAUGGGAGCUGCAAGUGGCCAGAUCCGAUCUAUGAAACUACAAGACUUCUCCAGGAUGCCAAGACUAAAACAUAUGAUGAGAAAGUGUACAAGCUUCUGGUGGCUACCGUAUUUAGUUCUUUUUUUACUUUGUAUUUUUUACCUUUUGUUCCUGGUCAAAUCACAAACUUAGACAAGCUUGCCACUGAAUGCCACUGCUACUUGAUUUACUUACCUUUUCAAAUCCUAUAUGUCAUGUGAGGUAUACAGCUCAUCUUUAUUUAUUUGCUUUCUGGAAUGUAUUUCACAGGGGUCUUCCAGGUCAAGUUUCCUUGGAGAAGUUAAUAUCAACCUUGCAGACUUUGCAGAUGCACUAAGACCUUCAUCUGUUUGUUACCUCUUACUAAUUGUGAUUUUGGAACAAUUUUACACGUCACAGUCCAACUUCUUACUUCCAAAACUGGUUUCAGAGAAUUUGAGCAGCAAAGGGAACUGAGUGUAAGGGGGAUUCAGAUGAUAUCUAGCAAUAAAAAUAUUCCGGUUGAUACCGAAGCUGCAUCACCAGAGAUAGUUAAUGAAGUAGCAGAAAAGGCUAAUCUGAGAGUCAGAUUUAAACAAGAUAGAAUGAAGCUUCCUUCACUUGAACAAGUAGGAGAAUCAAAUGAAGAGUAUGAAGAUUCAGCCGGUGGGGUGGAUGGCUCAUCCUUCACAUCUGAAAGUUUAAAUGCUGAAAAGAAUGAACUUCAAGGCAUGCAUGAAAUAGAUAGCUUCAGUAUUAACUCUGCUGAUUUGCCCCUUAGCCAGAGGCCUUUGCCUGGAAAUGAGGAACCCAGUGUCAGUCAGCUCUCUGCACAGGGGAGGAACGAUUGGACACAUGGAUGGAGUUCGAAUUUUUCUGUUGAUAAUGAUCUAACUACAGCUUAUGGAGAGAACAACCGAUUCAGAGUGAGAUUGGAAGUCGCAGAGUCAGCAUUUUUACAGCUUAAGUUGGAAGCAAGGUCAUUACAGCGAAUUACAGAUGAAUUAGGUGCAGAAACUAAAAGCUUAUCCGAACAACUUUUACUUGAGCUAGCUUCAGGAGAACAAUUGAGUCGGGAAGUGUCCUUGUUAAAAUCAGAGAAUGCAAAGUUCAGAGAUGAACUGGAAGCCUUAAAAUCUUCCAAAGCUAUGCUCCAAAAACUUGACAGGAGAGCUUCUAGUCCUUUGUUGUCAAUCAAGAACCAGGAAGAUGAUUUAGUUGAUAGUAAGCUUCAGGAUGAUUUUACAGUUGCUGAAACUCACUUCAUGUACCAUGAUUUGCGGGUCCAAUGGCUUGAGAGUCUACUGCUAAUGGAGAGCAAUGUCCAGGAAAUCCGAAAUAAGGCUCGUUUAGGGUAUUGUGGAAGUGAUUUUGAUUUACUGGGUUCUGAUUUUGAGUUUCUAGGAUGUUUAAUCAGUGACCUUAAAAAAGAUAUUAUCCAAGUAAAGAGUUUUGAGAAAUCUUAUGGAGAUAACACAUAUCUUGGGGGUGCAGUUCAUUGCCUGAAUUCUCGUGUUGCAUAUCACCAGUACGACACACUUAAGAAAGAUAUUGAAGUGCCAAGUUUAAGAGGGGUUGAUAGGUUUGACCUUUUAACAAAACUAGAGCAUUCAACAAUGGAAAAAGAAAGUCUUACCAAAAAGUUAGAGCAGAUGCAAUGUUACUAUGAAUCACUAAUAUUGGAAUUGGAGGAAAACCAGAAGCAGACAGUUAAGGAACUGGAAAAUCUCAGAAAUGAACACUCCUCCUGUCUGUACUCAACAUCUCUUCUUCAAAACCAGAUUGAAAAAUUGAAUCAAGAGAUGAAUGAACAGUAUAUGGCUCUUUCUGAAGAUAGGAACAACUUAGAAUCUCAAAAUAGAGAAUUCGAGAGAAGGGCUAUUGCUUCAGAAACUGCACUAAAUAGGGUUCGCUGGAACUAUUCAAUAGCAGUUGAUCGCUUGCAAAAAGAUCUUCAAUUACUAUCUUUCCAAGUUUUGUCUAUGUAUGAGACAAAUGAAAACCUGGCAAAGCAAACUUUGCUUGAUGAUAAGCACUAUGAUGAUGAAUGGUCUGAUGAGCCCAUGACAUAUAAGGAUGGCAUUGUGACUACAAUCAAUCACGAAAACUACCAGUCGAGCAUUUCAGGAGUUCGGACAAACAAUGGACUUCAUGAAACCAGUCACAAAUAUUCUCCUCAUAGUGGGACAUCCACAUCUGUUUCCUGUAAAGACAGUGGAGUGCCCCACAUGCAGUUGCAAAGUAAGGAUGAUGCACAUGUAGAUGGAUUUGGUUUAUAUAAGAUUAGACAACAGGCUCCUAUUUUUACUCAGGUUGACAACAUCCCUACUGCUGAUCUUUCCACUGUGAAACAUAUAGAUGAAUUUUCUUCUAGAUCAUUACUGGAUGAUGCUGUGUUAAGCAGUCAAAGGAAUGGUUUAUAUGCUGAAGCAGACAGACAAAACAUGACUGAUGCAGAUGACAUACAGGAGUUGAGAAAAUCACUUCAGAGGUUGGAAGUACUUCAUUCUGAUACUGAAGCUGAAGCUUUGGAAAUGUAUUUUCUUAAUGUGAAUUUAAAGGUUUUCUCUGAUGUUUUACUUGGGGCAUUGCAUGAUGCAUACGAUGGCGUCCAGCAUAUGAAAGAAAAGGUGCUUGAACUUGCACAACAGCUACAGCAUGCUACAGAAGGUAAGGAGAAUUAUGUGCUUAAGCUGCAUAAAGCAGUUGAGGAUUCAAGAAUACUGAUGGAUGAUAAUGCCAAAUGCAUCUCUAGAUGCCAAGAUCUAACACUGAAGAACCAGAUUUUGGAAGCAAAACUCGAAGAUGUCUUAUGUGAAAGUACUUUUCAUAGUGAGAAAAUUGCAAAAUACGAGAAGAUGUUUGCGGAAUUUAAAGCUUAUGAAACAAUGUACAAUGCAUGCAUCGAAGAAAGGAACAAGUUCAAAAGUAUGUUGAACAAGGAAAGCCAACAGAAACAAUGUCUUCAGACUGAAAUGAGAUCAAUGAAUUCAGAUUUCAAAUUACUAAAGGAAGAAUUUGACAAGGCUGCUUCUGAAAAUGAUAAAAUGCAAACUUGUAUUGCUAAUAUUCAAGAGAAAUUAAGGCAUUUAUCUGCUUCGAUGAUUUCUUGCAAUGAGCAAAUAAAUUGUUUUGCUCUUGAUGGCAUCUCUGUAUCACAUCAAUUGGAAGCCGGAAAUUAUGUGCAAUUUAUUGCAAGUCUGGAACAGUUCCAGCAAGAAAUGACACAGAAGAUACUUCAGUUGCUUAAAGAGAAUAUGAAUAUAAUGGAAGAGAGAGAUAUUUCUCAGAGAUCUCAAAACAACACAGAACUAAAUUGUCUGAAUAUGAAGCAGAAGUUUGAAUCUGAUAUAAAUGCAGUAACUGAAAAGCUAGUAGUGUCCAAUGCUUUGGUUGAAAAGCUUCAAAAAGAACUACAAAAUGCUUCCGAGAAGCUUAAGAUCAGUUCAGAUACUGAAGAGAAAACCGAAUCUAUCAAUAGAGAACUGUCAUCAAAAUUGGCAACCUUAGAAAUGGAAUUGCAGCAGGCUGUUGAAGAGAACAAGGAUCUAGUUAACCAGCUAAUUCUACUAGCAAGUGUUAAGGAGGAUCUUGAAAAAACUCAGAUCAGUCUUACGUAUUGUAUGGAAGAGAAGAGGAGUUUGUUGAUGUCUAUACAGUCGAAGAAUGAGGCUUCCACCCAAAUGGAAAAUGAGAUUUACAGUUUGAAACAAAGUCUGCAACUCAUCCAGAGAGACAUGCAGACAGAGAAAAGAAUGAGAAAGGGACUUGAUGAUGCAGUUGCAAGCCUUUCAGCACAGUUGGAGGAAAAAGAAUGUCAGCUGUUAUCUUUAUAUGAAGGAAAAAUGGAAGUGGCACAGCUGCAGGAUAUGAUUUUGGAGUUAGAAAGAACAAGCAUUGGGUAUAAGGAUCAACUUAUGAAGAGUGAAGAAAGCCGAAGUAGUUUAGAGAGUGAGAACUCAUCCUUAAAAGUUGAAGUUGUGGAUGUGAGAAAUCAAUUGGCAGAACUUCUCGAGACUUCACUGGCCUCUGAAAUUGAAGUUACAAUUAUGCGAAGUCAUUUAUGUGACAGGAUGCAGGAUUCCUUUGUACAACUUAAGACAGUAGAAAGAAAGCUUGAGGAGAUGACUUUAAAAAAUGCAGAUCUUACUGCUUCACUUGACACACUUGCUGAGAAAGAAUCACUGUUAAUAGACAAAAAUGGAAAGUUAUCGAUAGUUCUUCAGUCAUUACAAUCUGAUUUUGAUAUUAUUUUCCGGGAGAAAGAGAGCCUUAUUGAUUACGUAAACAAAAAAAAUGCAGAACUUGAAGAGGUGCAGCUUAGAGCUGCAACAGUGGAAGCUGACAGUAAUUGCCAUAUGAAGAAAUAUGAAAGUGAGAUUUGUCAGCUGAAAAAUAUUAUGAUCUUUUGUGAAGAAGAAGUGUGCAACUUAAGGUCAUCUAGGGAUGCAUUAGAAAUUACAAAUGUGGUACUGAAAUCUAAACUAGAGGAACAACAUAGAAAAAUAUCAUUGCUUGAGGACUGUGAGUCUCAGUUGAGAGCCUUACAAGAGCACAACGAGGAGUUUAGUUGUAGACUCUCAGAACAGGUAUUGAAGACAGAAGAAUAUAAGAACCUGUCCAACCUUCUAAGGGAACAAAGAGAUAAAGCAGAGGCAGAGUGUCUUCAGGCUCGAGAAAAGAAGGAGAAUGAGAGAUCAUCACAGGAGUCACUGAGAAUUGCUUUUAUUAAAGAACAGUAUGAGUCCAAGAUCCAGGAGCUAAAAAAUCAGUCGUUUGUCUCCAAGAAGUAUGCAGAAGAAAUGCUAUUGAAAUUGCAAAAUGCUCUUGAUGAAGUUGAGAGCAGAAAGAAAACUGAGGUUUCUCUAGUGAAAAAAUUUGAAGACUUGUCAGAGAAAAUAUCUAAUUUGGAGUGUGAGCUAGUUACAGUUCUGACCGAGAGAAAAGAAUUAGCCAAAGCUCAUGAUAGGAUAACCAAUGAACUGGAGUGCACUGUUCUGAACCUCGAGUGUUGCAGGGAAAAAAGCCUAAAGCUUGAAAACUCCCUGAAGAAAAGCAAUGCUGAGAAGCUAAAGCUUGAAGAUUCCUUAAAGGAGUGUAAUGAAGAAAAAAAUAAUGUGAGAGUUGAGCUUGACCUGGUUAAGAGGUUGUUUGAGAAUUUGGCCUUAGAUGGAUCUGUUAACCAUGAAGGCAAUAGUGACUCUGAUUUCCCUUCCAUAACGUCAAUUGAGCAAAUUUUGCAAGAUGACAGCUUUGAAUUGUCAGCAGUCUUCGAAGAAUUGCCAAAUUACAAAGAUACUAAUUUGGGAAUAGAUGCUUCAACUGUGGAUUUCACAAAUUCUCCUAAGAAUACAGAUGUUGGAGUUGUGCUGCCAACUAUUGCUGAUGAGAAAUCAUGCUCUUAUUCCCCUCCAAACUCAACAGCUUUUAAGGACACUGAAAGUGCACUUGGCCAACAAUCCAAAUUCACGGAUAAUAUAACAGAUAUAACUGACAUUGAGGAGCACUUCAAAGAGCAGCAGAAGUUGAUGUCUGGCAUAGGCAUGCUACAGAAGGAGUUGGAGAAGCUAAGAAAUGAGAAUUUAUCAUCACUAAUUCCUUUAGAAGAACAAUUUCUAUCAUCCCAUCAGAUUUUAGAGAGAGAUUUAUCACAACUUGACCUGGCAAAUGAGCAACUGGGAAGCAUAUUUCCUUUAUUCAAGGAACUUCCUGAAAGUGGCAAUGCAUUGGAAAGAGUACUUGCUUUGGAACUUGAGCUUGCAGAAGCAUUGCAGUCAAAAAAGAUAUCAGAUUUCCACGUACAAAGCUCAUUCCUGAAACAACACGACAACGAGGCAUUAGUCUUCCAGAGCUUCAGGCACAUCAAUGAACUGAUAAAAGAGAUGCUGGAGUUGAAGACUCGAUAUACUGCCGUCGAAACUGAGCUCAAAGAGAUGCAAGGUCGAUACUCUCAACUCAGUCUGCAGUUUGCGGAGGUAGAGGGCGAGAGGCAAAAACUAGUAAUGACCCUCAAAGCUCGAGCACCUACAAGAUCAUAGCCCACAGGCCAAACUUGAUCCUCGAAUGCUACUUCCAUUUUCAAUCUUGGAAGCUAUGUUCAUUUCUGCUACUUCGGACAUAUGGUAAAUAUGGUAGACGGAGAACAAGUGGCGAGGAAGGAUCUUUACAUGAGAUUUGGAGAUGCAUGAGCAGAAUUUAGCAUUUGAAAGAGAUCAUAUAUCAUGGUAAAGUAAAUAGACUUUGUUUGUCUCAGCCUUUGCGAGAUGAGCUUAGUAGCAUAAUAAUAUGUUAAUUGUCUACUAAAUGUAAUUUAUCAAGGCUAAGAGCACAAUCUUUCACAAAUCUUCAAAGUAAUAUAUAUCUUGAGAUCGUUUUUUUUCCUCGUUUAA
This is a messenger RNA of Zingiber officinale, 7985 nucleotides long. Its product is annotated as sporulation-specific protein 15-like. The transcript has 9 exons. Lineage: Eukaryota; Viridiplantae; Streptophyta; Magnoliopsida; Zingiberales; Zingiberaceae. The coding region runs from base 2091 to 7634 and encodes 1847 amino acids. The record is from RefSeq and is a predicted model, not a curated record.